Xiphias gladius (swordfish) is the source of this 5126-nucleotide messenger RNA. RefSeq names its product NCK-associated protein 1 (gene nckap1). The coding region runs from base 1 to 3381 and encodes 1126 amino acids. Gene Ontology annotation, biological process: neuron projection morphogenesis; cortical actin cytoskeleton organization; cell morphogenesis. The record is from RefSeq and is a predicted model, not a curated record. The transcript is spliced from 31 exons. NCBI's taxonomy places the organism in Eukaryota, Metazoa, Chordata, Actinopteri, Istiophoriformes, Xiphiidae. Gene Ontology annotation, cellular component: SCAR complex.
AUGUCUCGGGGAGUGAUCCAGCCCAGCCAGCAGAAACUGGCAGAAAAGCUCACCAUCCUCAACGACAGAGGCAUCGGGAUGUUGACCCGUGUUUACAAUAUCAAAAAGGCAUGUGGCGAUCCCAAGGCUAAGCCCUCCUAUCUCGUUGAUAAGAACUUGGAGUCUGCGGUUAAAUUUAUCGUCAGGAAGUUCCCCGCGGUGGAGACGCGGAAUAAUAACCUGGCUCAGCUGCAGAAGGAGAAGUCAGAGAUUCUGAAGAACCUGGCUCUCUACUAUUUUACCUUUGUAGAUGUCAUGGAAUUCAAGGACCAUGUGUGUGAGCUGCUGAACACCAUCGACGCCUGCCAGGUCUUCUUUGAUAUUACGGUGAACUUUGACCUGACCAGGAACUACCUGGACCUGGUGGUGACUUACACUACUCUUAUGAUAAUACUGUCGCGCAUAGAGGAGAGGAAAGCCAUCAUAGGACUGUACAACUAUGCCCACGAGAUGACACACGGAGCCAGUGACCGGGAGUACCCCAGGUUGGGCCAGAUGAUUGUGGAUUAUGAAAACCCUUUGAAGAAGAUGAUGGAGGAGUUUGUUCCACAUGGGAAGUCCCUGUCAGAUGCGUUGAUCAGUCUUCAGAUGGUCUACCCGAGGAGGAAUCUGUCCGCCGACCAAUGGAGGAACGCCCAGCUGCUCUCUCUCAUCUCUGCCCCCUCCACCAUGCUCAAUCCUGCGCAGUCAGACACUAUGCCGUGUGAAUAUCUGUCACUGGACACAAUGGAGAAGUGGAUUGUUUUUGGUUUCAUCCUGUGCCAUGCGGUGCUGAACAGCGAUGCGGCAGCGCUGUCUUUGUGGAAGCUGGCUCUGCAAAGCUCCACCUGCCUCUGUCUGUUCAGGGAUGAAGUCUUCCACAUCCACAAGGCCGCAGAGGAUCUGUUUGUGAACAUCAGAGGGUACAACAAACGCAUCAACGACAUCAGAGAGUGCAAAGAACAGGCCCUGUCUCACGCAGGCUCCAUGCACAGAGAGAGACGCAAGUUCCUCAGAUCAGCUCUGAAGGAGUUGGCUACUGUUUUAGCUGAUCAGCCUGGACUGCUAGGUCCUAAGGCACUAUUUGUGUUCAUGGCAUUGUCGUUCGCCCGUGACGAGAUCAUCUGGCUGCUUCGACACGCAGACAACAUCCAGAAGAAAAGCACGGAUGACUUCAUAGACAAACACAUAGCAGAGUUGAUCUUCUACAUGGAGGAGCUCAGAGCUCACGUCAGGAAGUACGGUCCGGUCAUGCAGCGAUAUUACGUCCAGUACCUGUCCGGUUUUGAUGCCGUGGUGCUGAAUGAACUGGUGCAGAACCUGUCUGUGUGUCCAGAGGAUGAGUCUAUUAUCAUGUCUUCAUUUGUCAACACUAUGACCUCUCUCAGUGUCAAGCAAGUGGAGGAUGGAGAGGUGUUUGACUUCAGAGGCAUGAGACUGGACUGGUUCAGACUGCAGGCCUACACAAGUGUCUCUAAAGCCAGUCUCGGUAUUGCCGAUCACAAGGAACUUGGCAAAAUGAUGAACACCAUCAUCUUCCACACAAAGAUGGUGGAUUCCCUGGUGGAGAUGCUGGUGGAGACAUCAGACCUGUCUAUUUUCUGCUUCUACAGCCGUGCGUUUGAAAAGAUGUUUCAGCAGUGCUUGGAGCUUCCGUCCCAGAGCCGGCACUCCAUCUGCUUCCCUCUGCUCUGCACGCACUUCAUGUCCUGUACACACGAGCUCUGUCCUGAGGAGCGUCACCACAUAGGGGAUCGAAGCCUGUCGCUGUGUAACAUGUUUCUGGAUGAGAUGGCCAAACAGGCCAGAAACCUUAUCACCGACAUCUGCACUGAACAGUGUACACUCAGCGACCAGCUGCUCCCCAAGCACUGUGCGAAAACCAUCAGCCAGGCCGUGAACAAGAAGAGCAAGAAGGCGACGGGGAAGAAAGGCGAGCCGGAGAGGGAGAAACCAGGAGUGGAGAGCAUGAGGAAGAACAGACUACUGGUCACCAACUUGGAUAAACUCCACACAGCGCUGUCUGAACUCUGCUUCUCCAUCAACUACGUUCCCAACCUGGUGGUCUGGGAGCACACUUUCACGCCAAGAGAGUACCUCACCUCGCACCUGGAGAUCCGAUUCACCAAGUCCAUAGUUGGGAUGACCAUGUACAACCAGGCAACUCAGGAGAUUGCCAAGCCCAGCGAGUUGCUGACCAGCGUCCGGGCCUACAUGACGGUGCUGCAGUCCAUAGAGAACUACGUCACCAUCGACAUCACCCGGGUCUUCAACAAUGUCCUCCUGCAGCAGACGCAGCACCUGGACAGCCACGGGGAACCCACCAUCACCAGCCUGUAUACAAACUGGUACUUGGAGACGUUGCUCCGUCAGGUCAGUAACGGACACAUCGCCUACUUCCCUGCCAUGAAGGCCUUCGUCAACCUGCCCACCGAGAACGAACUGACAUUCAACGCUGAGGAAUACUCCGACAUCUCUGAGAUGCGUUCUCUGUCGGAGCUGUUGGGGCCGUACGGUAUGAAGUUCCUCAGUGAGAGUCUGAUGUGGCACAUCUCGUCACAGGUCGCAGAGUUGAAGAAACUGGUGGUAGAGAACAUGGAGGUGUUGACCCAGAUGAGGACGAGCUUUGACAAACCGGACCACAUGGCCGCGCUCUUCAAGAAACUCACCUCUGUGGACAGUGUUUUGAAGAGAAUGACCAUCAUUGGAGUAAUUUUGUCCUUCCGCUCCCUUGCUCAAGAGGCUCUGAGAGAUGUGUUAUCCUGUCAUAUUCCUUUCCUGGUCAGUUCGGUAGAAGAUUUCAAGGACCACAUUCCCCGAGAGACAGACAUGAAGGUGGCCAUGAACGUCUACGAGCUGUCAUCAGCAGCAGGUUUACCCUGCGAGAUCGACCCAGCUCUGGUGGUGGCUCUGUCCUCACAAAAAAGUGAGAACAUCAGUCCAGAGGAGGAGUAUAAGAUCGCCUGCCUGCUAAUGGUGUUUGUGGCCGUUUCAUUGCCAACGCUGGCCAGCAACGUGAUGUCCCAGUACAGCCCUGCCAUCGAAGGCCACUGUAACAACAUCCACUGCCUGGCCAAAGCCAUCAACCAGAUCGCUGCUGCUCUCUUCACCAUCCACAAGGGAAGCAUAGAGGACCGCCUGAAAGAGUUCCUGGCCCUGGCCUCAUCCAGCCUAUUGAAGAUCGGCCAGGAGACGGACAAGAUGACGACACGUAACAGAGAAUCUGUCUACCUGCUGCUGGACAUGAUCGUGCAGGAGUCUCCCUUCCUGACCAUGGACCUGCUGGAGUCCUGCUUCCCCUACGUCCUGCUGCGAAACGCCUACCACGCCGUGUAUAAACAGAGCAUCAGCGCUAAUGCAUAGAAACCGCGUGAGCACACAGCAGAGGCCUGCCGUGCUGUCUGCCAGUAGAGCGUCAGCGCUCACACUACAUCAAAUACACACUAACAGCAUACAGUAAAGACAAACAAACUAAACACACUAAACUAUGCCUACAAUGCCUCAACGUGCUAUCCUGACAACAGAAACCCGUCGGCGUCGACGCGUACGCAGAAGCGCCGACGCACGCGACACACUAAACGUGUAGCAUUUAAACAAGUCCACUCUAAAUACAGAACAAAUACUGUACACUAAAACGCCAAAAGAACACGUAAAACACACACACACACACACACAAUUCAUUGCACAAAGAUGACGACAAAAAAAACAAAACACUGAAAUUAGACAAAUAUGAGCAGAAACGUGAACACGCAGAUGCACACAGAUGCACACAGAUGCACACAGAUGCACACAGAUGCACACAGAUGCACACAGAUACACACAGAUACACACUAGCUGGAUGAAGUUGGGGGAUCAGUGUCUUUAUUUUAAUCAUUGUACUUUUUUCAUGAUGUUGCCAGGGACCAUAACCAUAGCAACACAUAAUAUACCAUAUGUUUGGUUGGUAUAAAAGAACAAAAAUAUAAAUAUAUAUAUAGUUGACACUAAAAUAUUCUCUUUUUUGUUUUUUUUGUUUUUCUUUUUCUCUUUGAUGAAAGCUUUGAGAUUUUUAGUGGCCGGCUGACAGCUUCUAUGUGGUGAUGGAUUUGGAUGCUUACUUUGGGAAUGCAAAUGGUUCUGAUGUGAUGUGGGGUUAUCAUUAUUAUUAUUAUUAUUAUUAUUAUUAUUAUUAUUAUUAUUUCUUUUCUUUUUUUUUUCGCUGGGCAGGUGAGGAUUCCUGUGUUGAUAAUGAAAGACAUGUUGCUUGUUAAUAUAAGUUUACACACACACACACACACACACACACACACACACACACACACACACACACACACACACACACACACACACACACGCGUGCAGACAGACAGACAUCCUGAGCAGAUAUAAAACUACAAACACACUAAUCCUUCAACAUUUCCCGGUGAGCGGAGGCGCGCACACACACACACACACACAAACACACACAGACAGAGAUACACACAUGUAUAACAUGGUGAUGUUUUCUUUCUUUUUUUCUAGCUAGUCGUAACAAACUUUUUGGUGGGUAAAGAUAUAAUAUCUGUAUUCUACUUUGAUGUGAACUGAACUUGUCUGUUUUUAAUGUUCAUGUCUUGUUAUUUUUAUGAUGACGACGAAGAUAACGACGAUUUGCCAAAUGUGUUGACACUAAAAAUUGCGCGUCAGGGCUUGGAAGUGGUGGAGUGUUUGGGUAUUAAUGAGUGAAAUGCCAUUUUAAAUGUUCGGAUGAUUCUGUAAACAAUCCGCCUGAGCCUGCGGCAGCUCGGUUGACCGAAGGGGUUACACAGGAACUUUUACAGUGGGAACAAACUUAGAUAAAAAAGUAAAAAAAAAAACAAAAAACUGCAGUAAUAGGACAAUAUAGGCACGGAGCGGGCAUCCCAUCCUGCUGUCGGAGACCCUCGGUGCGCCUGCAAGAAUUCCCCUCAGCUGUUGUUGUUGUUUAACUCUCCUGAUUAAGUUAAGGGCCAGUAGGUGCUACUCCUUUUCUCCAGUGGUGUAAAGUAGAAAUGAACAAACCAGUAAAAAGUAUAAUUUAUGUUAACUCUUGCAAAAAUAAUUUCUGACUUCUGCAAAAAAAAAAAAAAAAAGGCUUAAAUGUUCAAUUU